Acanthopagrus latus (yellowfin seabream) is the source of this 2376-nucleotide messenger RNA. RefSeq names its product PRELI domain-containing protein 1, mitochondrial-like. NCBI's taxonomy places the organism in Eukaryota, Metazoa, Chordata, Actinopteri, Spariformes, Sparidae. Gene Ontology annotation, molecular function: phosphatidic acid transfer activity. Gene Ontology annotation, cellular component: mitochondrial intermembrane space. Gene Ontology annotation, biological process: phospholipid transport. The transcript is spliced from 6 exons. Bases 326 to 958 code for a protein of 210 amino acids. The record is from RefSeq and is a predicted model, not a curated record.
GAAGAAGUCGUAGAAGAAGAAGACGAAGAAGAGGAGCCGUAUUUGUGCGACUCUCCGACCCUCCGCCUCACUGCCCUGUCGGUCAAACGUAGGAUAAUGGAUGUAAUUAGCUAACGUUAGAUAAUUUUGUCGGGUCACUUACUACAGGCACAAAAAGCAGAGUGUCUGCGGAUAUGUAGUAGCUCAGCAUUCCAUUAGCAGUGACUUCAGGACCGUGCCAGAUUUUGAAUGGAGUCAGCACCCAGGUUCUCAUUUUCUUGUGUAGUCACAGCGAGGGACCUCAGGGCUCAUGAUUCAGGCCAUCGUGUAAUUCAGCAAGGGAAGAAUGGUCAAGUAUUUCUGUAACACGGCAGACAUCAGGAGUACGUGGGACCAUGUUGUCUCUGCUUUUUGGCAGAGGUACCCCAAUCCGUUCAGCACCCACGUUCUCACAGAGGACGUUGUGUACCGGGAGGUGACUGCAGACAACCGGCUCCUCUCCAGACGCCUCCUGAUGAAGACCAAUCGUUUGCCUCGUUGGGCAGAGGUUCUCUUCCCCACCGGCAUGUCUCGCUCCGUAUACAUCAUUGAGGACUCCAUCGUGGACCCUGUGAACAGGAGCCUGACCACCUACACUUGGAACCUCAACCACACAACUCUGAUGUCAGUGGAGGAGCGCUGUAUUUUCCGGGACUCGGUGGAGCAACCAGCCACCACCCAGCUAAAACGGGAAGCGUGGAUAUCCUCAGGAGUUUAUGGCUUCUCCAGACCGAUUCAGGAGUUUGGAUUGGCCCGCUUCAAGAGCAACCAGGUGAAGGCCAUGAAAGGGCUGGAAUACGCGCUGUCCAACUUACAGGGAGAGACGCCCCAGCGGCUGCCCAGGGACUCGGUGAAGGACGCGUCAGAGAAGGCCAAGGAGGCGGCCAAGAGCCUGGCUUCAGCCGCUGCUGUCCCUCAGAAGCCCCAGCAGUACGUCUGACAGGGACGGCGUGACAUGAACUCAACACAAUGCCUUUUUUUAGAUCACCUUGACUGGACUGAAGAUUUCUGGGAUCUCGCCGAUUUUUUUUUCCUUCACUUGGACUUUUUCUCUCACUGUUCUCAGAUUCCUGUCUUCCCUUUGCUUUCACUACAUCUCAGGUCUCUGAGUCUUUCUAUGAGACAUGUUGCCUUUGUGGAAACUUUCAGACUGUGACCAGCAGCACCCAUGAAUGCUGUAACCAACGCACAUUUUUGUGUCGUUACCAUAUAUUUAAUGCAUCUAUUUUAAGUAAGCUUAUAUUCAUGCAUAUAGAACUUUAAGUGACAUUAAUCAGCAAUUCAGUGUAUAUGAUAUUUAUGCUCUAGGUUUUGGUCCGGCCUAAACACGUUCACAGUAGACCAAAUCAUUAUACUGUGACAGUAUAGGUUCAUUUUCACUCAAAUACAGAAGGACUAACACUUUUAUAAUAACUAUCAUUGAUAAAUGAUACAUUUGUAGUUGAUAAUUAAAUCUUUGGUGAUAUUGUUUUGGCUGUUAACAAUGAAAUGAGACCAUUUAUUAAGCAGUUGUUCAUCAUUAAGUUGAAGAUUAUGUUUAUGAACCUUUACAGUUGAUUAAUAAAUGGUUCAUUAAACAUUUCACAGUUCAACAGUUUAUAGUACAGUCAUUAUAGUUUUAUUAACUUCACUGUUUAUUAAUGAUGGUUAUUGUACAGUGUUACCUUUGGUUUUAUGCGCACACAAAUGAUAUUUAAACAGUGAACGAGCUGUUGAUAAUCAUAACAUACCAAAGUGACUUAUAUCAGAACAGUCAGCUUGAGUGACAUUUUCUCAUUUCUGUGCACGGAUUAUCUCAGUGCUGCAGUCAGCCUGCAAUGGUAUGACUGUUCCACUGACUGAGGGGCGUGUAGUGAAAAUCAUUUAGGUAAUUUCAGUCUGCUGACGUGGAGAUGAUAUUGUAAACAUUUCAGUGAUUGCAUUCCCUCUUAGGUGGAAUUGUCUGGAUUUUUCACAAGGAAGACUUGAAUAAUAGUUAAAAUAUGUACUUUGAAGAAUUAUUUAGCAUUAAGUAUUUUUAAUAUGAGGUAUUGGGUAGAUUAAUUUAAACCAGUCGGUAGUUGGUUGUUGAAGGACUAUGUACAAACUCGAAUCCACUGGAGUUUCUGUUGAAGGGUUGAACAUGUUUUUCUGUCAAGUUUUUUGUCUUGUGAUUUCUUCUCAGUGUCAAAUUGAGCUUUAAUAAAACGUGUUAAGUUAUUGAUAAAAUGUUGCUUUGUUGGUUUCACUAGUUUAUAUUUCAGUGACGCUGCAAAAACCUUUUCAUAAAUGAUAUAUUUAUAGAUAGAUAAACUUUCAUUGAUAGUUUGUUUACUGUCAGUAUUCAAUGAAAUGUCUAAUAAACCAUUUAUCAAGCAA